UGGCCUCCUCUUACUACCAACUUGCCUGCAUCCCUACGAUAUAUAAAUGCACUGGGUGAGGAGACGACUGACUCCAUUAGAUUCAGUGUUCCAAACAAAUGGAGGCCGGGAUUAAGGAAAUCGAUGUUUUUCUCCGGCUUUGUGCGAUGUUCUUCUACGUUUUGACAGCUUGUUUAGUAGGCUUUGCUUCUCAAUCCAAGCUUGUAUUUUUCACCGAGAAAAAAGCUACUUUCAGAAAUUUGGAUGCUCUCUUGAUUUUGGUGUAUGUGGAAUCUGGAGCUGCUUGCUACAACCUGCUGCAGCUAUGCAAGUGUAAAAUCCCUGCUUGGUCUAAACGAAACUCGAAAAUGUCUUACAUAUACGUAGCCUGGGGUUGUUUGCUUUUGGAUCAGGUAGCAGCUUACAUCACAUUUGCUGCAAACUUGGCAGCACUUGAGGGUGCAGUUCUAGCAGUAACUGGUGCAAAGGAGUUUCAAUGGAUGAAGAUUUGCAACAGAUUUACAAGAUUUUGCAACCAGAUUGGUGGGGCUUUGAUCUGUGGCUUUGUGGCAUCUCUCCUGAUGGUUGUGAUAUCCUCCAUCUCCGCCUUCAUUUUGUUUAGGCUCUAUUCGCCAAAAAGAUUCCUGCUCUUCAAGGGAACAUAAUGCUGUUUUCUUAAUAUGAUCGAAUAACUGUUGUGACUUAAGAACAUGUUUCUGAUCGAUUUUCCGAUUGUAUUUUGGGUGUUGUUUGAAUGAAUGUUUUAUGGGAUUGAUGAUGGAUUGGAUUGUAACGGGGAAAGGUUUGUGGUUUUUCUUUGCGGUGAUUUCUGUAAUGAGAUUGUAAAUGGAUGUGAUAAAGUACAUGGAAUCGUGAAAGGAUUGAUUUCAAAUCCGCUA
Messenger RNA from Alnus glutinosa, 878 nucleotides. RefSeq names its product CASP-like protein 2C1. The record is from RefSeq and is a predicted model, not a curated record. The transcript is spliced from 3 exons. Bases 99 to 644 code for a protein of 181 amino acids. Lineage: Eukaryota; Viridiplantae; Streptophyta; Magnoliopsida; Fagales; Betulaceae.